UCAAAUAUACUUGCAUCAAUUUCGAUGAUUUAGAUUCAUUAGUUUUCAGUGUUAUUAACUAGGGUAUAACAUUGUAAUUCAAUUAAUUUAUAGAUAACUAAGCUUAAUUUUCGAUUAGUAGUUUAUCCCAGCUUCUUCCUAAGCUAUCAAAAUGUUGGUGCUAGUCCUCGGUGACUUACACAUCCCGCACCGUACCGGCAGCCUCCCGCCGAAGUUCAAGAAGCUACUGCUGCCAGGCCGCAUCCAGCACAUCCUGUGUACUGGCAACCUCUGCACUAAGGAGUCCUAUGACUAUUUGAAGACGCUGGCCAGUGAUGUGCAUGUGGUUAGAGGAGAUUUUGAUGAGAACUCCACGUACCCAGAACAAAAAGUCAUAACCGUUGGCCAGUUCCGCAUCGGCCUGGUCCACGGACACCAGGUAGUCCCCUGGGGUGACGAAGAGUCCCUCGCACUCGUACAGAGGCAGCUAGAUGUUGACAUCCUGAUUUCUGGACACACGCACCGGUUCGAGGCAUAUGAGCAUGAAAACAAGUUUUAUAUCAAUCCGGGGUCCGCUACUGGAGCUUACAGUCCACUGUUCAGGAACCCAACACCGUCAUUCGUGCUAAUGGACAUCCAGAGCUCGACCGUGGUCACAUAUGUCUACAAGCUGCUCGGAGACGAGGUGAAAGUUGAGAGGAUCGAAUACAAAAAGGCGUAGUCUACAUAUUAAUC
Molecule: messenger RNA, 714 nt
Organism: Cydia amplana
Lineage: Eukaryota; Metazoa; Arthropoda; Insecta; Lepidoptera; Tortricidae
Gene: Vps29
Product: vacuolar protein sorting-associated protein 29
Exons: 4
Coding region: 152-700 (182 amino acids)
Biological process (GO): retrograde transport, endosome to Golgi; intracellular protein transport
Cellular component (GO): retromer complex; endosome
Source: RefSeq, a predicted model, not a curated record